AUGAGCUUGAUGGCGAGGAGCGCGGUGCCGGCGCCGUUCUCAAUUGCGCCCUCGUGGAACUGGAGCGGGAAUGAUGGUUCUUGGUCGACCUUCGAGAUCGCGGUGGGCACGCCGCCACAGUCCUUCCACAUACUGCCUGCGACCGGAUCAUCAGAGGUCUGGGUCCCCAUACCGCAGGCAUGCGAGGGUGUCAUGAUCAACGUCCCGAACUGUGGUUUACUACGUGGGGUUGAAGAAGGACGAGGAUUUGAGACAAACGCUUCGUCCAGUUGGGACCUGCUGGGAAUUUACGAGCUGGAGGCUGAGCAGAAUCUCUGGGGUCCCACAGGCAAUCCGGGGCAGUAUGGCCUUGAUAAGGUCACAUUGGAGGCAUAUCCAUCGGGUCAGAGCGUACACCUCGCCGAGCAGACGGUGGCCGGGUAUGCGACGGCCAACGCGUGGGUAGGCAAUCUGGGCCUGGGUAUAAGCGUGGGAAGUUUCGCGGACGUCCAUAAAGGCACUGUACCGAGCCUUUUGGAUGCAAUGAAGAGCCAGAACCUGACCUCGAGUCUGUCUUUUGGUUAUGCUGCAGGCGCCUCGUACUCAUCGCCUCGAGACUACGGCAGCUUGAUUUUGGGCGGAUACGACAAGGCACGCUUCGAACCCAGCAAUCUCAACUUCUCCAUAACCGGCACGGACAGCAAGGCAUUGCCCCUCAACAUUGUGAGCGUGAUAGCCGAGAACACGCUCAAUGGAACCCUGUCCCUUCUGCCAGAUGCCAGUUCCAUCACCACAGUGAUUGAUUCGACUAUAUCUCAAAUGUGGUUGCCAGCGGACGUCUGCGAACUGUUCGCUGAAGCAUUUGGCCUGACAUACGACGAAACUACAGGCCUGUACCUGGUCAAGAGCGCCGCGCAUCGCGAGCUCGUGCAAAACAACCCUAAGGUGACUUUCACAGUCAGCAGUGUCAAUGGCUCCAGUGCCACCACAAACAUUGAAUUGCCGUACGCCGCAUUCGAUCUUCAGGCGGGCAUGCCAAUGUUCAAUGCCUCAACCAACUACUUCCCACUCCGGCGCGCCGCGAAUGAAAGCCAGCAGGUGCUGGGAAGAGCAUUUCUGCAAGAGGCGUAUAUCUUUGUUGACUGGGAGAGGGACUACUUCACGAUCGGGCAGUCCAUUCACCAGAACGACACCACGAACAUUGUCCCUGUGCUGUCGCCUGCCUACGAUUCUGGGAACGACGCAGACUCGAGCGGACUCAGCACGGGCGCGAUCGUCGGCCUCGCGAUAGGAGCAUGCGCAGUGAUUGCAGCAUUCAUUGGCGUGGCGGCCUUGAUGGUCAUUCGAUCACGGAGAAGACGCCGGGACGCUGAAAGACUCAAGACGGAUUUGCCCACUGAGCUGCACAGUGAGCACAUCAAGCCGCCGGAGAUCAUGUCCGCACAGGUCUACGAGAUGAACUCUGGCGAGACUUCGAGGCAUGAGUUGAGUGAGAACGCGAAGCCGUUGAUUGAGCUGCAAGCGUCGACUCCAGAGUCUGAGCUGGAUGGUGACGGCGAGCGGUAUGGGAGGUAUGGAUGGGACAAGAAGCCGAAUACUUAUUAUGAGCUGCCUUGA
Messenger RNA from Saxophila tyrrhenica, 1596 nucleotides. RefSeq lists its product as uncharacterized. Gene Ontology annotation, biological process: proteolysis. Gene Ontology annotation, cellular component: fungal-type vacuole. The coding region runs from base 1 to 1596 and encodes 531 amino acids. The transcript is spliced from 2 exons. Gene Ontology annotation, molecular function: aspartic-type endopeptidase activity. The record is from RefSeq and is a predicted model, not a curated record. NCBI's taxonomy places the organism in Eukaryota, Fungi, Ascomycota, Dothideomycetes, Mycosphaerellales, Extremaceae.